AGCAGUGGGUACCCAGGGAGACGACAAAGCACUCGCUAAACAACUUUGUGUUUUCGCUGCCAUUUUUUGUGGCCUUGUUUUUGACAUAAACUGAGGACUUCAUGGAGCCUGGAUGAUUUGAGCAGGCGGAUUUUGUUCAAUGGCUCCCAGAAAAGUCCAGUGGCCUCUUGUCAUUGUCGUCAGUCUGCUUGUGCGCGAGUGUCUGGGGGGCUGCUCUGAGGUGGACUCGCUGACAGAGGCCGUGCAGGGCGAACCCUUUGUGCUGGGCUGCAUUUCCUGCAAGAAACGAGGGGAAGUGUCGGCCAUCACUACCGUCGACUGGCAUUUCAGACCCCAAGGAAAGGAAAACUUCACGCACAUCUUCCACUACGAGCACCCCAGCGCCGACGUGAUGGAUGACGCCUUCAGGGGACGCCUGGACUGGCUGGGCACACGGGGCGAGGACAUCCAGGCCGGCACCGUCGCCGUGCGCAACGUCAGCUACACGGACGCCGGCACAUAUCGCUGCAUCUUCAACAGAACGCUCCUGCUGGCGGGCUUCCGGCACCAAGUCAGCGUGGAGAAGGAGGUGGAGCUCAGCGUGGUGGACGCCGCCAAGCGAGAGCUGGCGGCAGUGGUGUCGGAGAUGGUCAUGUACGUGCUGAUCGUGUUUCUGCAGUUGUGGCUCAUCGUGGUGGUGGUCUACUGCUACAAGAAGGUGUCCGACGAUAUGGACGCCCGCGAGGCUCGGAGAGCUCUUAAGGCUCCCAAGGAGUACGUUGAAUAAUUCUUUCAGCCUGCCAUGCAUGUUUUUGGAAUGUGGGAGGAAACCGCAGUACCUGUACCUGGAGAAAACCUGCGCAGGUCCGGGGAGAACAUGUAAACUGGAAUUGAACCCAGUACCUCUGCACCGUGAGGUCGACUCGCCAACCACUGGGCCGCCCUUGUUAACUUGCAGAAAAACAGUUUUCAUAAAGCAUUGUGACAUAUAGCAUGCUUACAAGGUGUGUGUGUGUGUGUGGGGGGGGGGGGGGGUUGUGUUGCAGACUGCUGGACUGUGAUGGCAUCAAAUUGGGGGAAGCUAAAUAAUCAAAUAAAUUUUAUUUUCAAAAACA
Hippocampus zosterae (dwarf seahorse) is the source of this 1094-nucleotide messenger RNA. RefSeq lists its product as uncharacterized. Lineage: Eukaryota; Metazoa; Chordata; Actinopteri; Syngnathiformes; Syngnathidae. Gene Ontology annotation, cellular component: voltage-gated sodium channel complex. Gene Ontology annotation, molecular function: sodium channel regulator activity. Gene Ontology annotation, biological process: cardiac muscle cell action potential involved in contraction; regulation of heart rate by cardiac conduction; sodium ion transport. The coding region runs from base 140 to 766 and encodes 208 amino acids. The transcript is spliced from 4 exons. The record is from RefSeq and is a predicted model, not a curated record.